AUGGCUUCUUUCAAUAUCACCCUCGAGGACCACUCGCCUCUUAUUACUUACGCACCUGCCGGAGCCUGGACAGAUACCCCCGCUAAUGACUCACUGGCUUCGGACUACUCCGAUGCGUCAUUCCAUACGACAUCAGCGCAGGACGCUUCAGCUACUAUACAGUUUAAUGGUACUGGUAUCUCUAUAUUUGGUGGCAAACGAUCAAAUUACGGAACGUUCAAGCUUACUGUGGAUGGCAAGACUAUAACGGAGGCGUCCGCUGCGUCUUCAAGCUCGUCGACGAAGCAGCUCCUAGCAUCGGCUUCGGGAUUGGAAGAUGGGCCGCACACUGCUGUCUUCACGCAUGCGGGGGGCGGGGCGAUUGACAUUGACUCGGCAGUAUUGGAAGCGCGGGUUGGAUCAGGAAGCAUAAGACUGACACAGAAAGAAAUCGAUGACUCGGAUCCAAGCAUCACGUACGCGCCAGCCACUUCUUGGAAUGCAAACUCCCGGCCUGAAUUCAUCAAUAACACCCUCCGUUUCACGUCUUCUCCCGAUGCUACUGCUUCCAUGAGUUUCUUCGGGGAUGCUGUCGCCAUCUACGGCACUGUCGCGCCCGAUCAUUCCGACUUUCAAAUCACUCUAGAUGGCAAGCAGACGACGUUGCGCGGUGGCGCCGGUGGGAUGGUUAGAACGCUCAGGCCGAAGUCACUUUUGUAUUUUGCUAGUAACCUUGGAAUGCAAGACCAUCAAAUAUCUCUUCAGCCAGUGUCAACGGAGAAUGCUCCGUUCCUGGAUCUGGAUGGCAUUACUGUUUACUCUGCUGUGAAGACGAAUAACAACCAAGCAAGCCCGUCGGGUGCGACUCCUACCAUUAACCAGCCUGCCCCUCCUUUCAAUACCGCAGGCGUUCAAGGUGCACAAGCCUCAAAAGCAACCUCGAGGACAACCAUCAUAGCUGCUGCCGUCGGCGGCGGGCUGGGCUUCCUACUUCUGCUGGCCCUGGGCUUGUUUCUGUUCUUCCGGCGUCGACGAAGGCAACGCAGGGCCUACGUCGAUGAUGAUCUCUCCCCGAAAUCGCCGCAUCUUCCAAUACAGAAGCCACGGUUUAGCGAAGCACCCAGUACGAUUGCUAACCGGUGGUCCUUCCAGACACCGUUCGUCCCUCAAUCAAGGGUAACUAGUGUUGCAUCGUCAUAUGAAUCGACUGCCCCCAUGAUGAAGGACGUACCGAUCAUUAAACCCCCGUCGCCGGCGCGGAUGUCGAACACGAGUAACGCUGUGGGACCAAACCGACCGAUGCGGGCCCCGUACACUCCAGGCACCCCCUCGCGCCCCGCGAGACCCCCGACAUUGAACUAUGAUUAUUGGGACGGUGGACCUGAAGGCCAACCGAGUCGAGCUGUAUAA
Molecule: messenger RNA, 1389 nt
Organism: Pleurotus ostreatus (oyster mushroom)
Lineage: Eukaryota; Fungi; Basidiomycota; Agaricomycetes; Agaricales; Pleurotaceae
Exons: 10
Coding region: 1-1389 (462 amino acids)
Source: RefSeq, a predicted model, not a curated record